Phyllopteryx taeniolatus (common seadragon) is the source of this 2701-nucleotide messenger RNA. RefSeq names its product zinc finger protein 135. Lineage: Eukaryota; Metazoa; Chordata; Actinopteri; Syngnathiformes; Syngnathidae. The record is from RefSeq and is a predicted model, not a curated record. The coding region runs from base 276 to 2387 and encodes 703 amino acids. The transcript has 5 exons.
CGGAACAACAGGCGCGCUGUCAUUUCCACGGCGACUUCCUGCCUUUGUGGUUGAUUUGGUACCGUAUUUGUUUUCAUUGCUGCCCAACUCGGCCAAUCAGUAAAACUGACUAUAUCGUGGACCGAGAGCAGCGAGUCUUCCUCCCAGGUGAGCGGCGUGCCCCGUUGAAGGCGACUCUUGCCGGAAUUCGAAGGAUGUUUUCAACAAAGCAAAUGUGGAAGAAAGGCCACGUUCGAAUGAUUUAACACCCGUCUAGCUGUUUGACAGCUGGCACUAUGUCCGUACAGUACACAAUUGAUAUCCAACUGACAGAGUUGGGCUUUCCCGACAUCCUCCAACCUCAGGAAAGUCUCUCCACGUCAUGGGACGACUCACUGUCAUCUUGCCCCUCUCCCGCUUUGCCGACCUCUGACCUCCCCAGAGAAAGCCAGCUAGUCAAAGGGCAGCUCAAAGGCCCACAGGCCUGCGCCUCACCGGUGCUCCAGGCAGUUGGGUCACCUGCGCUCCAGGCAGUUGGGUCACCUGCGCUCCAGGCCGUUGCGUCUCCUGCGCUCCAGGCCGUUGCGUCUCCUGCGCUCCAGGCCGUUGCGUCACCUGCGCUCCAAGCCGUUGCGUCUCCUGCGCGCCAGGCCGGUGCGUCUCCUGUGCUCCGGUCGCCACCAUGUCAACAGCUACAGCCAUCACAUAGUGGACAGGAGACCGGUCGCUUGGCGACCCCCUCGCAAGGCGAUGGGACCAAACCGCCAGUGCCCCAAGAGCCACUGGAGGACAGCGACUCCGAUGACAGCGAUGUUUCGGUGGUCUGCCAGGAAGAUGAGGAGGAGGACGAUGAUGAUGAAGACGGGCUCGACAAUGACUUGACAAAUUCAGGCGACUAUGUCUGCAGUGUGUGCGGGCUGCGGCUGCCCUCCAACUUCAAACUGCUGGACCACAUGAACCUGCACACGGGAGCGCGCCCGUACUGCUGCGCCGAAUGCGGCAAGCGCUUCUCGCAAAUCCACAACUACCGCGUCCACCUGCGCAAGCACGGCCAAAACAAAGCGGAUCGUCCGCACUGUCGCAUCUGUCUCGUGUCGUUUGCCUCGCCCAAAUCUCUGGAGCACCACCUGUCCAAUACCCACUUUGAGAAGCAGUUCUACGAGUGCGACCUGUGCAAGCGUGUGUUCACCAACUUGAAGGCCUGCGAGCAUCAUGUGGAGUUGCACAGAGCCCUGCCGGAGAUUGUGUGUGAAAAAUGCGGCCGCCAUUUCUCCCAAGCAAAAUCUCUGAAGCGCCACCAGAAGAAGGCGUGCCACCGCAUCUUUAAAUGCACCGACUGCUCCGAGACCUUCAGCAACAAGAACUUGCUCCUCAAACACAGCUUCUCCCAUCUUGGCCUGUUGCCUUACACGUGCAUAAGGUGCCGGUGUCACUUCCGCCUAGCCAAGCUCUACCGCCAGCACAAGUGUGAACCAGGGCGCAUCCACUGUGUGGCGUGUCUGAGAGAGUUUUCCUGUCAGGUGGACUUCAUCCAACAUAAGAAGGACACUGGCUGUUGGGGCAGCUGUGACGUCAAAGGGGACGAGAUCCGAUGUCUGGAGUGUGGCCUCAGCUUUAGCACCAAUGAGGAGCUGAAGAAACACGGCGGGGCUCACCAAAGGGUCCUCAAAUGCGCCGAGUGUGGGAAGGGAUUCCGUUCGGCCUUGUUGCUCAUGUCUCACAUGGGCGGGCAUGCUGGCAACUCUCCCUGCCUCUGUCAGAGCUGUGGAUUGGGCUUUCCCCAUCAGCAGAACUAUGACAGCCACUUGAAGACGUGUGGACAAAAACCCCAACCCGCCAAACCUGCGACUGCUACAAAGAAACACCCUUCAUUGAAGAAAAAAAAUCUUGAGACUGUUCCCACUACAAAGGACACACGGAAUCCAGCACCAGCACUCCCUGAGCCUAUCCAUGUGCAAAACAACACUGCUGCACCUGUCACCGACCCCGCUGUUCUACAAGUCGGGACAGGGGACAUCCCCUCCUCGGAUGGCUGUUGGAAGCUCACCCUUGACAAAAUCCCGCCACCCGGAGCUAAUCUCGUCCUGUUUGUUGCAGAGGGCUUGACAUUCCAGCCCACGAUCUCACAGGCAGUCCCAGAAGUCCAAAAUUUAGCAGCUGAUCAACAGCUCGGCGUGUGGCGUACUAUCCAAGAUGCAGAGUGUGAACCGAUGGAUUUAUCCAAGAAAGCAUCCAAUUCGACGCAAUCCAACGUUCCUUCUCCUGUGUUUAAAAGUGAGCCAAUGGAGUGUGAGGUGUCGGGAGAGGCGGAGAUACAAGAAUUGAGCGACUGUGUUAUGGAUCUCACGACAACAAACUCCGUAGUAAAAACUGAGCCUCAAUCUCCUGACUCAUCACAGAAGCCUUAGGAAGAAAUUAAAACGGAGGUUGACUUUUCGUAAUUAAGCAUGUGCUUAAACAAACCCGAAAGAGACAAUAAUACAAUGUAAUGGUUGCAGCCACCAGACUCUCUCUCCUCAGCAAUGCUAUUGUUUUGGUUAGUAAAUGUUUAUUUUCUUUUAUUAAAAACAUUCCUAUCUUUGGCAUAUUAGAAUAUUUUUAUUUUGUAAAAAUCGCGGGGAGUGUUUUUUUUUUUAUUUUAAUUUUAUUUUUUUACCCUUUUCAAUGUGUUAGGCAAAUUUAAAUAAAUAAACACUGGGUUCUUAUUCUGCAAUACUUGAAA